CUCGUUCCAGGAAGUGAUUUCCAUUUGCCGACCGAAAAUCCUCGUCUACUUUUUCGUUCUUUCAUCAGACAACAUGGCCGGCAGAAGAGUUGUGGCGUUCCCUUCCUCAGCUGAGCUUGGCCCGGCGCUGGCCCGGCUGGUGACCUCUCGGGCGGAGCGGGCGGUCGGCUCCCGGGGCAGGUUCACCCUGGCCCUCUCCGGAGGGAGCCUGGUGACCAUGCUCGGCAAAGAGCUGCUUGCUACGCCCGGCCUGGACUGCAGCAAGUGGCUGGUGGGCUUCUGCGACGAGAGAGUGGUGCCAUUUGACAACCCUGACAGCACCUAUGGCCUCUACAAGAGUAAUUUAUUUUCAAAGAUCAACAUCCCAGAGGACGCAAUCUUAGCCAUUGACUUCUCACUUCCAGUGAACGAGUGCGCUGAGGAUUACUCUCGCAAACUGAGAAAGGCAUUCCCCGAUGACAACAUUCCCGUGUUUGACCUGCUCCUGUUGGGCAUGGGGCCUGAUGGACACACAUGCUCCCUCUUCCCCGGACACCCUCUUCUUGAGGAGAGCCAGAAGAUCGUGGCUCCCAUCAGCGACUCCCCCAAACCACCGCCGGAGCGCGUGACCAUGACCUUUCCGGUGGUGAACGCCGCCCGCUGCGCCGCUUUCGUUUCCACCGGGGGAAGCAAAGCGCCCGUUUUGAAGGAGGUUCUGGAGGGACGAGAGGGUCCGCCGUUCCCGGCAGCCCGCGUCUCCCCGACAAACGGGGAGCUGUUGUGGCUCAUCGACGAGCCCGCCGCCGCUGCCUUGACUAUGAAGGUGGAGAGGCUGGCUUCUGGGGCCAAACUUUAGAACUUUCCAACGACCAAGAAGCUGGAAUCCUUCUUUCAUUCCCAGUGAUCGUUUUGUCCAGACCAAAUGGAGACUUACUGAGGAGAGAGGCUUGUGUGUUCUUCGCACUUACCGGAAGAUUCGACAUGUUUGCCUAUGUCUAGAAGCAUAGAAAAGUCUAAUAAUUUAGCGUUAUUUUUGUAGUAUGAGGACAAUAAAUACAUGUUUGAUGAUUGUGUUUAAGAUUGUGGAAAAGGAACGCAGAUUGUCAGGUCUACUUGCUCUCAGCGGCCACCUGCAGCAUGCAACGGGGUCAAUGCAAAGCUAGCGAUGCACUCUAGGCUCGAACCCAUAACCUUUCGACUGCGAGGCAGAAGAGCAAACCACCGGCACAGUUUGCAGAUUCAAAAAUGAAUGCAAGAAAAAAAAAAGGGAAAACUAGCAGCAAGGGUUUUUUUUAUUUUUAACCAUCGUUUGGUUCAUCAUCAUUUUAAUAUCUCAUACAAGAAGAAUUUUCUUCACACUUUUAAAGACAUUUUAAUGUAAUACAGAUGUGUAAAACUCAUUUUUAUUUCAGGCGACUUAAUAGUUAUGGUUUUCCUCAGUGGGUUUGCUAUAUGACUGUGAAACCUGCGUUGCACACUGCAUAUUUUUAACAACAAAUUUCAUUUUAAAUCAGAAGUCAUGGGAAAUAGUGACAAGUUGCCAAACAUAAAUACAGGCUGGCCCAAAAGUCACUAUUUCAUAUUUCAUUCGGACCGAACGAUACCUACAAUUACAUAAUAAAGAUGUACAAACAUGUACUAUUGUUUGAUUUCUAUUAAGGAUGGAUUUGGUGAAAAAGGAAAAUGCAAUUCUGGCCCAGAUAUUUGAGCCAAAAUAAACAGGAACAAAUCCAUUUGGCAAGAAACAUGAAGUUUGGGACAUUCGAGUGUGCGGGUGUACGUAAUGAAAUGU
Molecule: messenger RNA, 1771 nt
Organism: Phycodurus eques (leafy seadragon)
Lineage: Eukaryota; Metazoa; Chordata; Actinopteri; Syngnathiformes; Syngnathidae
Gene: pgls
Product: 6-phosphogluconolactonase
Exons: 6
Coding region: 74-835 (253 amino acids)
Biological process (GO): carbohydrate metabolic process; pentose-phosphate shunt
Molecular function (GO): 6-phosphogluconolactonase activity
Source: RefSeq, a predicted model, not a curated record